AUGGCCUCGACCGUCCCCGCGCAGGCUGAAGCUCGCCCGCAGGCAGCAGCAGGACAACCGCCAGCAGCUCAGGCAAAGCAGCCCGCGAGCUAUUUCCCGCUGGGAUACAAGGAAGGGUUCAGCCAAUGGUGGACGUGUAUGCCGGCUGCCGCUGCUGAACACAGUGUGCUCUCGUUCAUCCCGUACCUCCAGCAGCCGCCAACCCACAAGCAGACCGGCAAGGAGCCAGCGGUCCCUGACGGGCAGACAGACAGCCUCACCGCCGCAGACACCUCGCAGGAGGCGCAGGUGUCCGCCAACUCGGUCAAUGACCCGUACGGGCCCCGUCGGUGGCGGUCCAGCAUGGUCCGGCUCAGUGGCGAUAAUCGAGCACUGAACGAGUUCUCCGUCGAGCGCGUCGGAGAGAAGGUCGAGAACAACCUCGUGGUGCUGCACGGGUACGGCGCCGGGCUGGGCUUCUUCUACAAGAACUUCGAGAGCCUCAGCCGUGCCAAAGGAUGGCAGCUCUACGCCCUCGACCUGCUGGGAAUGGGACGCAGCACCCGGCCGCCGUUCAAGAUCCGCGCCAAAGAGAGAGACCAGGCCGUCACCGAGGCAGAAGACUGGUUCAUCGACGCCCUGGAGGAGUGGCGUGUCAAGCGCAAGAUCGAGCGCUUCACCCUGAUGGGACACAGUCUCGGGGGCUACAUGGCGGUUGCCUACGCCCUCAAGUACCCCGGACGGCUCAACAAGCUCAUCCUCGCCUCCCCCGUCGGCAUUCCAAAGGAUCCCCGCGCGGUCGACACCGACGUCAGCGAGCCGUCGGAGUCGACCCUGUCGGCGGAGUUCACCCAGAGCCAGGACGCAGCCACAGGCGACGGCGCUGCGGCGGACAACGGCCUCUCGAGCAGGACUCCGCCUCUCCUGCGUCCUCUCCCCAAGUGGCUUACCUACCUCUGGGACGCAAACGUCUCCCCCUUCUCCUUUGUGCGCUGGUCAGGCCCUCUCGGCCCCCGUCUCGUCUCCGGCUGGACGUCCCGACGCUUCUCGCACCUCCCCCAGCCGGAGUCAAAGGCCCUGCACGACUACGCAUACUCCAUCUUCAGGAUGCGCGGCAGCGGCGAGUAUGCGCUCGCCUACAUCCUCGCACCCGGAGCAUACGCCCGCAGACCGCUUAUAAACCGAAUCCACGGCGUUGGCCGACAGCUCAUCAGGGAGCCAGUCCCCUCAGCGUCGCCGUCCCAGGCCAGCCUCGCCUCUCCCAAGGCCGCUUCCACCCCGCCUGCCACUCCAUCGGAUACGGCCACCCCAUCGGAUACGGCCACCCCAUCGGAUACGGCCACCCCAGGCGAACAGCCUACACCGCGCAAGGAGAACGGCAUCCCCGUCGUGCUGAUGUACGGUGACCACGACUGGAUGGACGUCGAAGGCGGCCAUGCAGCAAAGAAGAAGAUAGACGAGGAGAGAGAACGUAUCCUCAAAGACGCCACGGCAGAGGAGAAGCUUGCGGACCGUGGAUCGGCCAAGGUGGUCGUUAUCAAACAGGCCGGCCAUCACAUCUACCUGGACGGAUGGGAGGAGUUCAACAAGGUGGUCAUGGACGAAAUGAAGGCCACUUCUAAUGAAGGACGAGCAUGA
Messenger RNA from Microsporum canis CBS 113480, 1617 nucleotides. Its product is annotated as abhydrolase domain-containing protein 5. Gene Ontology annotation, biological process: cardiolipin acyl-chain remodeling. Bases 1 to 1617 code for a protein of 538 amino acids. Gene Ontology annotation, cellular component: mitochondrial inner membrane. Lineage: Eukaryota; Fungi; Ascomycota; Eurotiomycetes; Onygenales; Arthrodermataceae. The transcript is spliced from 2 exons. Gene Ontology annotation, molecular function: A2-type glycerophospholipase activity. The record is from RefSeq and is a predicted model, not a curated record.